GGGGCGUGUCGGGGCUGACCCGCGGGCUGUGUGGGGCUCAGGGAGCUGAGGGACGCGGGUCUGGGGGUGGGAGGGCGCCGUCUUGGGGCCUCAGAGGCCGGGCGGGGGAGAUGGCGGCCCGAUGGAGCAGUGAGAACGUAGUGGUGGAGUUUCGCGACUCCCAGGCAACUGCAAUGUCUGUGGACUGUCUUGGGCAGCAUGCAGUGCUUUCUGGACGCAGAUUCUUAUACAUCGUUAAUCUAGAUGCCCCUUUUGAAGGUCACCGAAAGAUCUCUCGCCAGAGCAAAUGGGAUAUUGGAGCUGUGCAGUGGAAUCCUCAUGACAGCUUUGCGUAUUAUUUUGCAGCUUCGAGUAACCAACGGGUUGACCUUUAUAAGUGGAAAGACGGCAGUGGAGAAGUCGGCACAACCUUGCAAGGCCAUACUCGUGUAAUCAGCGACUUGGACUGGGCAGUGUUCGAGCCAGACCUGCUGGUUACCAGCUCUGUGGACACCUACAUCUACAUUUGGGAUAUCAAAGACACAAGGAAACCUACCGUUGCCCUAUCUGCUGUGGCGGGUGCCUCCCAGGUCAAAUGGAAUAAAAAAAAUGCUAACUGCCUUGCUACCAGCCAUGACGGUGAUGUACGGAUAUGGGAUAAGAGGAAACCCAGUACAGCAGUGGAGUAUCUAGCAGCCCACCUCUCCAAAAUCCAUGGCCUGGACUGGCAUCCAGACAGUGAGCACAUUCUUGCUACCUCCAGUCAAGACAACUCUGUCAAGUUCUGGGAUUACCGCCAGCCUCGGAAAUACCUCAAUAUUCUCCCUUGCCAGGUGCCUGUCUGGAAGGCCAGAUACACACCUUUCAGCAAUGGAUUAGUGACCGUGAUGGUCCCCCAGCUGCGGAGGGAAAACAGCCUCCUCCUGUGGAAUGUCUUUGACUUGAACACCCCAGUGCACACCUUUGUGGGGCACGAUGAUGUGGUGCUGGAGUUCCAGUGGAGGAAACAGAAGGAAGGGUCCAAGGAUUACCAAUUGGUUACGUGGUCCCGGGAUCAGACCUUGAGAAUGUGGCGGGUGGAUUCCCAGAUGCAGAGGCUUUGUGCAAAUGACAUAUUAGAUGGUGUCGAUGAGUUCAUCGAGAGCAUUUCUCUUCUGCCGGAGCCAGAGAAGACGCUGCAGACUCAAGAUACAGAUCACCAGCACAACUCAAGCCAUGGGGAGGAAGAAGCCUUAAAGGAAGAUCCCCCUAGCAGCCUCCUGGAAGAGAAGAAAUCAGAUCAAUUGGGCUUGCCUCAGACGCUACAGCAGGAGUUCUCCCUGAUCAAUGUGCAAAUCCGGAAUGUCAAUGUGGAGAUGGACGCGGCGGAUAGGAGCUGCACGGUGUCUGUGCACUGUAGCAGCCAUCGCGUCAAGAUGCUGGUGAAGUUCCCCGCGCAGUACCCGAACAACGCUGCCCCUUCCUUCCAGUUUGUCAACCCCACGACCAUCACAUCCACCAUGAAAGCUAAGCUGCUAAAGAUCCUCAAGGACACGUCCCUGCAAAAAGUGAAGCGAAACCAGAGCUGUCUGGAGCCCUGCCUACGCCAGCUUGUCUCCUGCCUCGAGUCCUUUGUGAACCAGGAAGACAGUGCUUCCAGCAACCCGUUUGCACUCCCAAACUCCGUCACACCCCCCUUGCCAACGUUUGCGCGGGUGACCACUGCCUAUGGGUCGUACCAAGAUGCCAAUAUCCCCUUUCCUAGGACUUCUGGGGCCAGGUUCUGUGGAGCAGGUUAUCUGGUGUAUUUCACAAGGCCCAUGACCAUGUAUCGGGCAGUGUCUCCAACAGAACCUACCCCGAGAUCUCUCUCAGCCUUGUCUGCUUAUCAUACUGGCCUGAUUGCACCAAUGAAGAUCCGCACAGAGGCCCCUGGGAACCUUCGUUUGUACAGCGGGAGCCCCACUCGCAGCGAGAAAGAGCAGGUCUCCAUCAGCUCCUUCUACUACAAGGAGCGGAUGUCUCCUCGCUCUGCCCGGCGACGUUGGUCCAUACAAGCAAUUAACGACUUCCCGAAAUCACGGCGAUGGAAAAGUAAGCGAGAGGGAUCAGACUCUGGCAACCGGCAGAUCAAGGCUGCUGGGAAGGUCAUCAUCCAGGAUGUCGCCUGCCUCCUUCCUGUGCACAAGUCACUGGGAGAACUGUACAUAUUGAAUGUGAAUGAUAUUCAGGAAACAUGUCAGAAGAACGCCACGUCUGCCUUGCUUGUUGGAAGGAAGGAUCUUGUCCAGGUCUGGUCGCUGGCUACGGUAGCUACAGAUCUUUGCCUUGGUCCGAAGUCUGACCCAGAUUUGGAAACACCCUGGGCUCGACAUCCAUUCGGGCGACAGCUGCUGGAGUCCCUGUUGGCACAUUAUUGCCGGCUCCGGGAUGUUCAGACGUUGGCUAUGCUCUGCAGCGUGUUCGAAGCCCAGUCUCGGCCCCAGGGAAUACCAAACCCCUUUGGGCCCUUUCCUCACCGUUCUAAUCUUGUGGUGUCCCAUAGUCGAUAUCCUAGCUUUACUUCCUCUGGUUCCUGCUCCAGUAUGUCAGACCCAGGGCCCAACACUGGUGGCUGGAACAUAGCGGGAAGAGAGGCAGAACAUGCAUCUUCACCCUGGGGAGAGUCUUCGCCCGAAGAACUGCGCUUUGGCAGUCUGACCUACAGCGAUCCCCGGGAGCGAGAACGGGACCAGCACGAUAGAAACAAAAGGCUCCUGGACCCCGCCAAUACCCAGCAAUUUGACGACUUUAAGAAAUGCUAUGGGGAAAUCCUCUAUCGCUGGGGUCUGAGGGAGAAACGGGCUGAAGUGCUGAAGUUCGUCUCCUGUCCUCCUGACCCUCACAAAGGGAUCGAGUUCGGUGUGUACUGCAGCCACUGCCGGAGCGAGGUCCGUGGCACUCAGUGUGCCCUCUGCAAAGGCUUCACGUUCCAGUGUGCCAUCUGCCACGUGGCCGUGCGCGGAUCGUCCAAUUUCUGCCUGACCUGCGGGCACGGUGGCCACACCAGCCACAUGAUGGAGUGGUUUCGGACCCAGGAGGUGUGUCCCACGGGGUGUGGGUGUCACUGCCUGCUCGAAAGCACUUUCUGAGCCUACAGACCAUGGGAGUUGUCAGAAAUCCCAGAGGACCCUGAUGGUGACAAGCUCUCUGCAAGGAGCCAGGCUCUAGAACCCGGGUUUGUCCCCAGCGAGACAGAAGUAUGUUCCCCGCAAAGCCUGCACACCAUCAGCUUCACUCGAGCCUUUGCCUUCUCUUGUCUGGCUGUCUGGCGUAGACAUCAGCGCAGGAAGAUGGGUGCACACGUGCGCAGCUGCACAUCACAUGUUGUCUGCGUCAGCCGAGCCACGAAGUAGAAGUUUUCGUGGGGAGAAGCACCUGCCUUCAGAGCCAACGUUAACCUUGAAGGUGUUAGCCUUAAACCACAGACGGCACCCUCCUGAUGCCAAUGCAGAGACCCAAGUCAGAUGUGAAAGGCAGUCUCCUGAGCCAAAGGAUAGUGGAUAUUAAUUUAAUUGACCACUGGGACUAUGACAGUGUGGCUUUAGAAGUUGGUACAUUUACCGAGCUGAUGGACAGUGGCCUUCUAAGAUAUGACAACUUUAAUUGUAAAUAUGUGAUGUACUUAAAGAUUCUUAAGAUGUAUUUUUUGGUUUGUUAUUUCUCCUCCAGCUGCUGUUCCUUGGCUAAUAAAAUUCUAGUCAUUGUUUUAAAAAAAUAAGAGAGAGAAAGUUGAA
Messenger RNA from Lemur catta (Ring-tailed lemur), 3734 nucleotides. RefSeq names its product WD repeat domain 59 (gene WDR59). Gene Ontology annotation, molecular function: protein binding. NCBI's taxonomy places the organism in Eukaryota, Metazoa, Chordata, Mammalia, Primates, Lemuridae. The transcript has 27 exons. The record is from RefSeq and is a predicted model, not a curated record. Bases 111 to 3089 code for a protein of 992 amino acids.